Messenger RNA from Epinephelus lanceolatus (giant grouper), 1745 nucleotides. It is a transcript of the gene ctsk, whose product is annotated as cathepsin K. Gene Ontology annotation, biological process: proteolysis. Gene Ontology annotation, molecular function: cysteine-type peptidase activity. The record is from RefSeq and is a predicted model, not a curated record. NCBI's taxonomy places the organism in Eukaryota, Metazoa, Chordata, Actinopteri, Perciformes, Serranidae.
UUGACAGUAGAGGAAGACGGUGUCGCACUCAGAGAACUUCACCAAACUCUUUUGGACUCAAGAUGCUGCAGUUUGUGUGUGUGUUGCUGCUGGCGGCCUCGGCUCUCAGCCACCUGGACGAAGCCUCUCUGGACGCCCAGUGGGAGGAGUGGAGGACCACACACAGGAAGGAAUACAACGGCCUGGAUGAAGAGGGGAUCCGCAGGGCCAUCUGGGAGAAGAACAUGCGCAUGAUUGAAGCCCACAACCAGGAGGCGGCGCUGGGGAUGCACUCCUUCGAGCUGGGGAUGAACCACUUGGGCGACAUGACGUCAGAGGAAGUGUCAGAGAAGAUGACCGGCCUGCUGGUCCCAGUGAACAGAGAGCGGAGCUUCACCAUGGAUCUGGACGACAGAGUGACCAGACUCCCCAAAACUGUCGACUACCGCAAGAAGGGCAUGGUGACUGCAGUGAAGAACCAGGGCUCCUGUGGCUCCUGCUGGGCCUUCAGCUCGGCCGGGGCCCUCGAGGGCCAGUUGGCUAAGAAGACAGGUCAGCUGAUGGACCUGAGUCCCCAGAACCUGGUGGACUGCGUCACAGAGAACGACGGCUGCGGAGGAGGAUACAUGACCAAUGCCUUCAAGUAUGUGGUGGACAACGGAGGCAUCGACUCUGAGGAGGCGUACCCGUACAUCGGAGAGGACCAGCCGUGCCGCUACAAUUCAACAGGCAUGGCAGCCCAGUGCAAAGGCUACAAGGAGAUCCCGGAGGGCAACGAGCACGCGCUGGCUAUGGCACUCUUUAAACAUGGUCCAGUGUCCGUGGGCAUCGACGCCACGCUGAGCAGCUUCCAGUUCUACACCAAGGGUGUUUACUACGACCGCAACUGUAACAAAGAGGACAUCAAUCACGCCGUGCUGGCCGUGGGCUUCGGACAGAACACCAAGGGGAAGAAAUACUGGAUCGUCAAGAACAGCUGGGGCGAGACCUGGGGCAACAAGGGCUACAUCAUGAUGGCACGUAACCGCGACAACCUCUGCGGCAUCGCCAACCUCGCCAGCUUCCCCGUCAUGUGAGGAGGACGAAGGGGCUUUGCUCAGACUACUACACACAGAACUACACUUGAAAAUGUCCAGAGUUCAUCCUCACACGUCAGCAGCACUACAUACACCAACACAAGAUUUAACUUUACCUUUACGACGGUUUUUCAAACAACACGCAAUAAAAAUCAAACUGAACUCUUUGGGAAUGAACCUCCUCUGGUGAUGAGGAGGGCUGAAUGUUGAGAGGUCCUGACGUCCUUAAACAUGUCUGUCCAGGACGUUUUGUUAUCUUGAGUUCAUUGAAGCACUUUGGACCCUCAGAGACUUUUCAUUUUUAUCUGUAAAGCAGCAGACCUCUGCUGUGCUCGUCUCCGUCACCACUGUCAGUUCCUCCAGGGCCGAGGGUUGGUUACCUGAGGCCAGAGCCCAGACUGGUGUGGUGCCAACUUAAAUCUACAAAGACACCAGACACAUCAACAUUUCACAGCCGGCUGGUCGUUCUUCAGCUUUAACUCCAGUGUGUGUGGAAACAGUUUAAAUUCAUGGUGACAGGAAACAUUGCUGGGCAAUGGAGCUCCUCCUCUUCCUGUUGAGGCAGAGUCACUUCCUUUAAAAUGGUUUUCCUCUUAAUUGUGUCGACUUUUGUUUUUGUUGCUCUGUUCUGCACUUUUCUGAUGAUCAAAGUGAUGUUUUCUAUGAAUAAAGGUUCAUUUUGAAGUUAAA